AUGGACAUUGGCAUCUCUGAACGCGGUAAGGUCUACUCGGGAUGGAAGCAUGGCGGUUCAAAAGACAGGGCGAAGGAGGUUGAUACUAUCAAUUUCCAGGAGAAAGACAAGGAUGGCUAUGAGCACUUCGAGUGCCAAACACGCAAUUGCCAUAUCUGGCUCAACCAGUGCGGGCUGGAUCUUGUCUUCUUGGUCACUGCCGGGAUAGAUCCGAAAAAUCCUUUCGAGGGCCUUGGAAUCCGCCUGCCGCAGUCGAUCGAAGAAGUCGAGAAAUUAGAAGGCCCGCUGACCGAAGAGCAAAUCAACGACCCCAAUGCCACCGAAAUAUCCAUCUAUGAGCAAGAUCCCACCAGCCCCACCGGCGAGCGGCUCAUCGAGCACAUACGAACCCCCGAAGAGCGACGGAAACACAACGAGAUUCACAAGAUGCUUAUGCAGGCGGAAGAAAACCCAGACUACGACGACCGGGAGCUCAAUAAGCAUAUGUUGAAUGAGCUGAUGCAGGAUCCGUACUUUGCGGAUUUGACCGACGAGCUGAAAGACAUCAAGGAGAAUUUUAUCUUGACAAAGCAGCAGCAGGAGGAAAUGCUGGCAGAGGCGGAGAAGGCGGAAGAGUCUGAGGAAAUGCAGACAAAAUCUGCACUGCAGCUGGCAACGUACGAGUCUUUGCAAGAAGUGAUCGAGGACCCCAUAUUUGCACAUGCGCGCGCGGAGCUAGAAGAACUGCAGGACGCUCUGCCGGAAGUUGACGGCGAGAACACAGAAUACCAGGCCGCACUGGAUAAGGUGUUGGAGAAGCUAGGCGAUGACCCGAAUUUCGACAAGAAGAUUGCUGAAUGGGAAGCCGAAAACGGACCGAUACCAGAUCCUUCAGAGGCUGACUCGGAGCUGCCUGAAGAGACGGAUCCAUUCGACGAACCGGAAGACAUGACCGAGUUAUUGCGCCAGAUGAAAGAGCUGAUGGGGUCCAUGGGGAUGGGGUCGUCUAUGAGUGAGGGAGUUCAAGAAAAUGACAACGCGCUCGAUAAGCUCGAAGCUGAAAUGGAGAAAGUUCUCAACGAGGACCCAGAAAAUGAAGAUCUGGACGAAGAAGAGAUCAAGGGCAGGGAGAUGAGCUUUGCAGAGCUAGGCAAAGAGCUAUACCAGCUCGCAAAAUCCUCUCCCACUGGAGGGGCUCGGGAUUUUGAUGAAGAUGGUGAGCCGGUGGACGCCGAGCUUGAAGCCAAGGUCGACCAGAUCAUGAAAGAUCCGAAGCUCAUGGAGAAGCUCAUGUACAUUCAAAAAGUCAUCAACGAGGAGCAGCGGAAGCAGGCACCAUUCGAAUUGGCACCUGACCCGACGAACCUCGAACCUCAUCGCAUCACAAGCCUGCAGGAGCGCAUGCAAGUCGCAAAAAGCAACCCAGAACAUCUUGCAGCCAUGCAAGCUCUCCGCGUGGACCUUGCUCCGCCGUUUAAUAUUGCGCCAGCGCUGCGCGUCUUCAACGAAGCCAUCGAGUAUGCGUACAUCGGCGCGAACGACGACAUCCGACGCAUCCUUUGGCGUGCUUAUUCGAAAGCGCGCUCGCUGCCUACAUUCCUUCAGAAUCUUUCUGACGAUGCGUGGGACAUCAUGUACUACUCGCAGGCUGUGACCUGGCGAAGCAAUCAGAAUCGGGAGGAUCACUUGAGGCUCCUGUUGCAGGAUUUGCAGAGUGUUGGAAAAGAAGGACCACCGACGCACCCCGACGUAAUCGCAGAAAUGCAGGAGUAA
Molecule: messenger RNA, 1752 nt
Organism: Didymosphaeria variabile
Lineage: Eukaryota; Fungi; Ascomycota; Dothideomycetes; Pleosporales; Didymosphaeriaceae
Exons: 3
Coding region: 1-1752 (583 amino acids)
Source: RefSeq, a predicted model, not a curated record